AUGAAAAGUUUAUCGUCGUGUCUAGAAAAUCCUAUGUUUAAGAGUCAAGAUAAAGUUAACACAAUACGAGCCUUUCUUCAGGAACAUUUGGAUAGUCAUCUCGAUACUUCUGGUCAUAAAUCAAGUCGAUACAAUGGGUCAGUCCUACCUAAUCACUCCACUGAGCAGGAUCCAAGAAGUAGGCAAAAUGAUAUAUCAAGAUCACACAUUAACUAUCUCCUUGAAUCAUUUGUGGAAAGUCUUGGCGUAAUUUAUAAUAAGACAAAAAAAAAUAGUGUUUUAUCUACUACUUUCCAGCAGGAACUCAUAAAAGAUCUUGAAAUCCUUUGCGAUGAUUUCCAGAGAGCAAAAAUCAUAUUUUCCAUGCACUUUUCGCCAGAAUUAGAUUCAAAUCUUAGCCACCAUGCACACUCUAACCCAAGUCAAAGUCAGUUACUCCAAACCUAUAAUGAAUAUGAACUUUAUACACAAGGAAUUGAAGGUAUGAAGAAAAAUCCAAGCGAGGCCCACAAUAUAAUCAAUGAAAUCAAUCGGGAAUACCAGCAACAAAACAAUAUUUUAAGGUGCGGACAAGAUAAACUGAUAUUUACGUUUCCAGCACGCGAAAACCAGGAAAGUGGGCAAAAUGUACUAAUGCAGCAAGAAAUCCCAAGGACAAUUAUCUAUCCCAGUAUGAAUCAACAAUCUUGGGGAUUUGAUCGUGAUGAUUUUCAGAAUAUUGAUAGAUUAUUAUCUCAAACAGUGAAUCAUUAUAACAACUUUUUUGAAUAUGCUUUCGACCCUGAAUCAUACGUCAUCAAAUCUUCAGAGGUUUCACAAGGUGUUUGUAAUCCUCAUUUGUCACAAACUAGCUCUGCAAGUACCAAACAAAUUUUAUCCUGCGAUAAUAAUUUAUUGGAGAGUAUGAGAAAGAUUAAAAGCAUGAACAACUUGAAAGAUAUUGAUCCAAAUUCUCCACACAUUCCUACCAAUCAAACAGAGUUUGGACUAGAAUUACCCCAGAAAAUUGAAGUUAAACAGCAAUGUAAUGUUAAACACAAGUCUCGGAAGCUUAACCCAAAUGCAAAUCUAUACAAUUCUAUCAUUCCUUUCAAAUCUUAUCUAAAUUUAGAUUUCGGAAUAUUGUUCCAAACGCUUCUCGAUAUGAUUGAAAAAUGGUGUUUAACUUAUGCAUAUGAGCCGAACGUUUAUAAUGACACACAAAUUUCGGCUCAAAAUAGUCUUCUGUGGAACUACAUGAUUAGUUGUGUCUCUACUGAAGACCGAGAAGUUAAUGAAAAAAGGGUUAAAGAUUUUAUGAACCAUACCAGCACAAGGUACUUAUUUGCGAUGAAGAUGAUGACAACUUAUAUAUUUGAGAACAUGUUAUCUCUCAGUAACUUUUAUGGUUUUAAUGAAGAUACUACCGAAAAACUUGUUGAAUUUAUGGAUAAGAUGGGAGAAAAAGGAAUAACUAUGGUCGAUCGUCAAAAUCUUAUUGAUCAGCGUGAUUCUGCAAUUAAAGCCAUUUUGAAUCACAAAGAUUACAAUUCAUGGCGCUCAAAUAAAUUGAAACAACAUGUCGCAUAUCUCCGUGACAUUCUUCGUCAAUUUUUGAGUGAGAAUUGCGACUACACUUCAGCAGGUCGGGAGCUAGGUGCUAUUACUGUCAAAGCAUUUGGUAUAUUUUCUAGUAUUCAUCGCUCCGGACUUGCCUUCAAAAUAAUUUUUCCUGAAACCACAAGUAAGUUUAAUGCCAGUACGAUGAUAGCCCACGAACAAACCUGUGCUCAAGAAUAUGCUCAGCAAACCUCUAUGAGACGUCUUAAACUGGCUGUAACGCCUCUCAUAACGAUACUUGAUUAUAGAGGCUCGGUAAUCAAAGAAAAAACUCUUCAUCUCGCAAAGGUCUUAACUGUAACAUCAGAAGAUGUAGAAUUAUAA
Molecule: messenger RNA, 1923 nt
Organism: Blumeria graminis f. sp. triticale
Lineage: Eukaryota; Fungi; Ascomycota; Leotiomycetes; Helotiales; Erysiphaceae
Source: the annotation of a GenBank genome assembly